CCCCCCGCUCUCGGGGGCUGGCGGCGCGGGGAGCGGCGGCAGGCCGGCUGGUGCGGAGGGGGAAGAUGGCGUGGAGCGGUGCCCGGCCGCCGCGCCUCCUCCUGCUGCUGCUGGCCCUGGCGCUGCCGGCGGCGGCGGAGCGGCACCCCGGGCCCGCAGAUAAACUACUAGUUUUUACUGUGGCAACUAAAGAAACCGAUGGCUUUCAACGUUUCAUGCAAACUGCAAAACACUUCAACUACAUAGUAAAGGUACUUGGAAAAGGUGAAGAGUGGAAAGGUGGUGAGCUGCCUAACUCUAUUGGUGGAGGGCAGAAAGUUCGACUGCUGAAAGAAGGCAUAGAAAGCUAUGCUGAUCAAGAGGACUUGGUUGUAAUGUUUGUUGAAUGCUAUGAUGUUAUCUUUGCGGGAGGCCCUGAAGAACUGCUAAAGAAGUUUCAGGAAACUAAUCAUAAAGUGGUGUUUGCAGCAGAUGGAAUAAUUUGGCCAGAUAAAAGGCUAGCUGACAAGUAUCCUGUCGUCCGGAGUGGAAAACGAUUCCUGAACUCAGGAGGAUUUAUUGGUUAUGCUCCAUAUAUAAAUCGUAUUGUGCAGCAAUGGAAUCUGCAGGAUAAUGAUGAUGACCAGCUGUUUUACACCAAAAUCUAUGUUGACCCGUUGGCAAGGGAACGCAUUAACAUUACUUUGGACCACAAAUGUACAAUUUUCCAGACCCUAAAUGGAGCUGUUGAUGAAGUCCUUUUGAAAUUUGAAGAAGGAAAAGUAAGAGCAAGGAAUUCAGUGUAUGACACAUUACCAAUCACUGUUCAUGGAAAUGGUCCAACUAAAAUUCACUUGAAUUAUUUGGGAAACUAUAUUCCUAAUGCUUGGACACGGGAGACUGGCUGCAGUAUUUGUGAUUUAGACUUACUAGACCUGUCAACAGUAACGGAAUAUCCAAGAGUAAAAAUCGGUGUUUUCAUUGAACAACCCACUCCUUUCCUACCUAAAUUUUUAGACAGACUGUUGACUCUGGACUACCCAAAGGAGGCACUCAGUAUCUUCAUUCAUAAUAAUGAGGUUUACCAUGAAAAGCACAUCAAGAAAUUCUGGGAAAAAGCCAAGAACAUUAUCAGAAAUAUAAAAAUUGUUGGACCUGAAGAGAAUCUGAGUCAAGCAGAAGCCCGGAACAUGGGAAUGGACCUUUGUCGCCAGGAUAAAGCAUGUGAAUAUUACUUCAGCAUAGAUGCAGAUGUCGUGCUGACAAACCCGAAAACUUUAAGACUACUGGUAGAACAGAACAGAAAGAUAAUUGCUCCACUCGUAACUCGUCAUGGAAAGCUUUGGUCCAAUUUCUGGGGUGCUUUGAGCCCAGAUGGCUAUUAUGCUCGAUCAGAAGAUUAUGUUGAUAUUGUCCAAGGGAACAGAGUAGGAGUAUGGAACAUUCCUUAUAUGGCUAAUAUAUACUUAAUUAAGGGACAAACUCUCAGAUCAGAGAUGAAAGAAAAGAACUACUUUAUACGUGAUAAGUUGGAUCCUGAUAUGGCUCUCUGCAGGAAUGCCAGGGAAAUGGGUGUUUUCAUGUACAUUACCAACAGACAUGAAUUUGGAAGACUUAUUUCUACAGCCAAUUACAAUACCUCCCACUACAACAAUGACCUCUGGCAGAUAUUUGAAAAUCCUGUGGACUGGAAGGAAACCUAUAUAAAUCCCAACUACUCAAAGAUCUUCACUGAUAAUAUAGUAGAACAGCCAUGUCCAGAUGUGUUUUGGUUUCCCAUAUUUUCUGACACCGCCUGUGAUGAAUUGGUAGAAGAAAUGGAACAUUUUGGACAAUGGUCUGGUGGAAAACACCAGGACAGCCGUAUUUCUGGAGGUUAUGAAAAUGUCCCAACUGAUGAUAUUCAUAUGAAGCAAAUUGGACUGGAUAAUGAAUGGCUGCAUUUCAUAAGAGAGUUCAUUGCACCAGUAACGCUAAAAGUAUUUGCUGGCUAUUAUACCAAGGGAUAUGCUUUAUUGAAUUUUGUUGUAAGAUAUAGCCCUGACAGACAACGGUCGCUCAGACCUCAUCAUGACUCCUCUACAUUCACAAUCAACAUCGCUCUCAACAAAGUAGGAGAGGACUUUCAAGGAGGUGGAUGUAAAUUUCUUAGGUACAACUGCUCCAUUGAGUCUCCCAGGAAAGGAUGGAGCUUCAUGCACCCAGGAAGACUUACUCAUUUACAUGAAGGACUUCCUAUCUUGAAUGGCACAAGAUACAUUGCAGUAUCAUUUAUUGAUCCUUAAUUUUUUUUUUGCCCUCUUCAACAGCAGUGUUUGAUUCUUUACAUAAACAUUUAUUUAUAGUUUUCUUCUGGAAGACGGUGAUGAAAGAAACUUUAAGUUACUGUUCCUAGACAGCAAAGUUACUUUGGGCUAAAAGAAUGAAAAAAAGAAAAUGUUCUAAAAUUGUUGAAGAUUUCUCAAUAUCUGCUCUGAGCCUUGAGUCACAAAGUAAACAUGUCCUGCUUGUUUUUCCAUUCUGCUGUCUUAAAGAGUAGGUAAGGAGGGAAAAUGGAAAAGCAUUUUAUAAUGAAUCCAUUUCUUUGUUGAAAAAAAAAACCAAACAAAAACCCACCAAACAACCCUAGAUACAAAAUUACCUGCAAAAUUUGUCGUUUUCAUUCAGUAAAGUGACACAGCUAAAGUUUUUGUGAUGUGUGUAUUUGGUACCAACCAAUUAAAAACCACAGCAUAAAACCAAAAUCUAGUUAAUCUUGUAUACAGUUGUUGGGGAUAAGCAGUAAUUCCAUCUGCUGGUAUAUACUGAAGGGAAAACAUCUCAGUAGCCUGUUUUCUUAAUUAAUUUUCAAUACUGAAAUGUAUACCUUUAGAAAAAAAAAUAAAUUAAUUGGGGAGAUGGAGCAAGGAUUAAAUAAUUUAGCUAAGAAAAUAUGGUUUAUCAUUUGUUUUGAGAACUCAUCCUGUUGAAAAUUUACUUUUCUUCACCAAGUGACCUUCAUUUAAAAUGAGUUAUUUUUCUAAAUGUGUAAUUGCACCCAGUUGAUACUGGAAAUUUGAUGUUUAUUUUCAGAAUGUUGGUAAAUUUUAAUAAUAGGAUGUUUUAUAAAGACAAUUUUCUACUCUUACUUAAAAUUACUUGAAUUUUGUAUCAGGAAAAUGAAAUGGUGGCAAUCUCCAUUUUUAAAACUAAGGGUCUUAACUUGCCAUUUAUUUUAAAGAAAUUGGUUUAAAAUAUUCCUACUGUAUCUACUGUUUGUAAUUUAAAGAAACUUGAAGCUAACUGUCUCAAAGUCUACCGUGCCAAAAUGCACAACGUGUUGGAAAAACUUGUGAAAAAUAAAGGGUAAUUUUAAAUUAAUGUAACAGCU
Messenger RNA from Gymnogyps californianus (California condor), 3349 nucleotides. RefSeq names its product procollagen-lysine,2-oxoglutarate 5-dioxygenase 2 (gene PLOD2). Gene Ontology annotation, biological process: peptidyl-lysine hydroxylation. Bases 66 to 2264 code for a protein of 732 amino acids. Gene Ontology annotation, cellular component: endoplasmic reticulum. The transcript is spliced from 19 exons. Gene Ontology annotation, molecular function: iron ion binding; L-ascorbic acid binding; procollagen-lysine 5-dioxygenase activity. The record is from RefSeq and is a predicted model, not a curated record. NCBI's taxonomy places the organism in Eukaryota, Metazoa, Chordata, Aves, Accipitriformes, Cathartidae.